Mercurialis annua (annual mercury) is the source of this 2310-nucleotide messenger RNA. RefSeq names its product serine/threonine-protein phosphatase 7 long form homolog. Gene Ontology annotation, biological process: meristem development; meristem maintenance. The record is from RefSeq and is a predicted model, not a curated record. The transcript is spliced from 5 exons. NCBI's taxonomy places the organism in Eukaryota, Viridiplantae, Streptophyta, Magnoliopsida, Malpighiales, Euphorbiaceae. Bases 64 to 1857 code for a protein of 597 amino acids.
AACACAAUCUAACUGCAUCUCAUUUCUUAUUGACAGGGGGAGUUGAGACCAUUGGGAUCGCGUAUGAGUCUUGGACUUACGCCCUUCGACAGUAUCCAUCCUCGUAUCCGAGAGGGGGUCGUACAGACAGGGUUGUCUGGUUUUAUAGAGAUGAGACAGUAUCAGGUAGAUAUGUCUCUGGUGACUGCCUUAGUGGAGAGGUGGAGGCCGGAGACCCAUACCUUUAUGUUACCUGAGGAGGAGUGCACAGUCACACUACAGGACGUUGCCAUCUUGACAGGACUGCCUGUAGAUGGAUUUGCAGUUAUCGGAGGUCCACAGCACGACUACCAGGGCGUCGGCGUAGCCCAUUUGGGGAGAGAGUUAGAGUUGAGCGGGACGACUUCUGGUUCUUCGUGGGUAGGGACUAGGUGGUUAUUCGAGCAGUUCCGUCAUUUUCGAGAGUUAGACGACGACGUUUCAGAUAUGGAGGUGGAGUGGGCUGUUCGGGCGUAUCUCUGGGCCGCUUUGGAUGGGCUGUGCUUCACUGAUUUGAACAGUGGACAUUUGGGGUUGAGGAUUUUACCACAUUUGGAGGAUUUGGAGGAUCAGCGAUCCAUCAGUUGGGGAUCAGCCGUGCUUGCCCACCUGUACCACGAGCUUUGCAUUUGUUCUAUGGCUUCACAGCACAGACGUAACAUCGGUGGCGCCCUUUGGAUUUUGCAGCUUUGGGCUUUUGAGCGUUUGACGCCGUUACGUCCCCGUUAUGCUGCGCUUCCCAUCACACAGCAUCUUCCUUUAGGCGACAGAUGGGCGGGCCCUAGGGAGCGUCGGGUCCGAGGGGCCCCCAGACACGAUUUGUCUUACUUUAGACUCUUGCUUGACAGGCUUUUAUGUUUUGACCUAAUUCUUUCUGUGCAGAUUGUUUGGCAGCCAUACACCGACGAUCUCCUCAGAUCCAUACCCUCCCAGUACCUUGCGGGUUCAGAAGUUUGGCGUGCUCGGGUACCCUUGAUUUACUACAACAUUGUGGAGUGGCACCAGCCAGAUAGAGUAUUGCAGCAGUUUGGGCUUAUUCAGCCUAUCCCUCUGGCCCCAGUGCAAGAUCACCGCCUCCAUUCCCUCCUUUACAAGAGCAGCAACAACUACAUGGAGAUCCUCGGGUAUUACGUACUGAUUUGGCUCCACAGGGAGUCACAUGUCGUUGGCGGUUACCGUUUUGAGCGUCCACCACACUACCAUUCCCAGUACAUGGAGUGGUAUCGGAGACACACCCGGAGGUGGAUUACCUGGCAGGGUGCAGCUGACGGUUCGAGUCGUGAUCUGGCGGAGAUGGUCCACGUCCGGAGAUCUAGCCGUGACUCCAUAAUUGGGUCCGCUGCACGCAGUUCACAAAUGGCGUACAUGGAGGAUCGUCGGGAUGUCACUCUUCCACCGCCUGAGCCAGCAGUCCCGGCAUUUGUACUGCCUCCUCUCCCUCCUUUGACGGUUGACUUGGAUUCCAUUCACGGUCGUCGUAGACAACGGCCUACACCACGCCAGCCUCGCCAGCGGCCAGAUCAGCCUAUACCGCCCCCUGUGUACUAUCAUUACGAUGCAGGAGAGAGCUCGCAGACACGACAGAACUAUUGCGGGCCUACUCAGUUUCAGGGUGACGGUUCACAGUUUCAGCAGCACUCGCAGGUCCCUCCGAUCUCAUCGUUUCCGGUACCACCGUCAUCCGGGCCGUUCUUUUACUCCUCUGAACCGACGCCGUAUACCACUCCUCUGACAGAGCCGGCUCAGUAUCGACAGGCUACACCACCCCCAUUUCAGGCACCUCAGCAUGGUCAACCUUCUACCCCCUCUGAUCAGGGUUACCGGCCCGUGUUUUCUUGACUCGAUCAACCGUCAGCGUCACAUUCGCGUCCCUCCCCUUCCACCCCGGUCGCGGAUCCGUCGCAGAUGUUUUUUUCGCUAUCAGAGGCUUGGUUGAACAGUCCAGGUCUCGGGGAGGGGGGCUCUUUCGAGGCGUUACAGUCCGGUAGUAUUCAGUUUUCGGGUCCGUCCUUCAGCCUCCUUCCGCAGUCACAGGAGGCACCGACUACUGCACCGGCUGCAGAUGAUCAGGAGCUAUCCCUAGACGAUGAUCACGAGAGCGAGGGCGCGCCAGGUGACAGACCGGGUGAUAGACAGUAUCGCGAUCUUACUGAGAGCAGUCUGCGCCGCAGGCAAGAUAUGGGGUACGAUAUGAGGACUCAACUGGAGAAGAACACUAGAUAUCGAGAUUAUUUAUGAUUUUGUUGUUUUUGUAGACACUUUAAAUUUUGUAAUCCUACUUUAUUUUAUCGA